AUGAAAACAAGUCGGGAGGAGGGCAGCCAACAAUGGAGAGUUGAUGAGGAGGUUGCUAGUCCAAACUCUGAAAUGUGCUUAAUGAGAGCAGAAGAAAAGGAGAUGAUCAUGAGAGGAUUUUCAAGUGCAGCAAAGAGUGGUGAUAUGAGGCCUCUUCAUGAUCUUGGCGAAAGUUCUAAGGUUGAGUCCGAGAAGGUCUCGCAAGUUGCAACCACAUCAACUGCUCCCGUUUCUAAAGAACAUCAUCACAACAUACAAACUAAUUAUUCUAACAAGCUAACGAAACCUGAGAAACAAUCGCCAACAGAUGGAGAUAUCAAACAAACACCAACUUCGCCAAAGAGUCCAUUAUCAACACCUCCUAGUGCGUCUAAAUAUUCAUCGUCAUCGACUAGGUCAAAUUCCUUUCGACAUUACUCAACAACUGUGUCAACGCCCAGGCGAUCCUCAUUAACUCAAUCACAUUCCAAUAUUUCUACCGACGCUUCUUCAGGAAAUAUUCAAGCUGCUUGCAUUUCGAAGAGUUCUGCAUCCACUCUUCCAUCAUCAAAAACUCCAAAGGCAGUGACAUCCCCAAAAGACUCUAGCAUCAAUUCAUCAUCGGGAAGAAGGAAGAGCUUUAACAGCCUUCAACUUUCUUGGAGAGAUACAAAAGUAGCUCUCAAAGAAAAUUUGGCUACAUCAUUUUCAAAUUCAAGAUAUUCAUCUUCAUUUCAUGCUAAGGAUAAUUCAUGUAAUGAGACAACAAACUUCAGUAAUACAUCGCCCGAAGACACUUUCUUCACGCCAAAUAAUUAUUGGAAUGUAAAUAACGACACCGACUCCUCAUUUGAUGACAUGGUGUUGCCAGGAAGCCCCAUACAAGGUCAAGUUUCGUAUAACCAGAUGAUUGCUUGUAUUGAACAAGAAAAUGAUCUCGAUAGCGUUGAUACAUACAAAUCGGAUGAUACUUUACCUCAGGAAGGAAUUUUUUGGGAUAAUAGUGAUAUUUUGUUGCGAACGGGAUUGUUAUUAAGGGAACCAGCCCUCUCACCUGCAACAGAAUAUCUAAUGAACAGUAAUUAUAUGAAACUAAAGUUAAAUUCUCCACGAACACUAGCCACACUAAUGAAACAAAUCGAGAUCGCUCCUCCAACUGAACGAUUGCCACACAGCCCAAUUGCAAAAUCUGCACGAAGCUUUAUGCUUGAAAAAAAGCGAGAAUCACAACGAAGGAAAUCAAUGCCUUCAAUUUCCAUAUCGUCGCUUCCACCUGUACAUUUUGUAGCGACAAAGCCAACUACUCCAAGUUUUGAAAAGGAAGAAACUAAAGAAAUAAGAGAAGAACACAAAAAAACUAAAAAAGAGUUAGAGAGGAAAAAGUCGUUAAAACUUAAUGAAUUUAGAUCUAUUCAACGAAUGUAUUAUAAAGAGGAAUUAGAAAUGUCACGAGAGCAAGAAAUUGCUCAAUCAGAAAUGUUCAAAAAACAGAAAAUCAAAGAGUGGAAGAAAAAGACAAUUUCAUCUCCGUUCAAAGUAGACUUGGAGGCACAUGCAAAGCAAACAGAAAAGCAAAUACGAAAAGAAGAGAAACUUCAAGAGAGGCUUCGAAUAAUUGAGCUUAAAAAGAAAGAAGAUCUGCGAAAGUGUGCUCUCAUUGAAAAGAUACUUGAGAACAAUGUGGAAAACGUGCACAUGACAAAGAGAAAUCAUAUUGACGAGCAAAAGUUGCAGAAAUGGAGAAUGGAAUUAUCUGAAAUUAAUCAUCUGUAG
Molecule: messenger RNA, 1752 nt
Organism: Naegleria lovaniensis
Lineage: Eukaryota; Heterolobosea; Eutetramitea; Acrasida; Naegleriidae
Exons: 2
Coding region: 1-1752 (583 amino acids)
Source: RefSeq, a predicted model, not a curated record